Effrenium voratum is the source of this 412-nucleotide messenger RNA. The record is from the annotation of a GenBank genome assembly. Lineage: Eukaryota; Dinophyceae; Suessiales; Symbiodiniaceae.
AUGCAGGUAGCAGUGACUGCGCCCAAGGCUUUUGCAGGUGUCACCAUGGUGAAUAUUCCCAAGACCCGCAACACCUACUGCCGAAAGUGCCGGAAGCACACCGGCCACAAGGUGUCCCAGUACAAGACCGGCAAGGCGUCUCUGAGCGCGCAGGGAAAGAGACGGUACGACAAGAAGCAGGCUGGUUUCGGUGGGCAGACGAAGCCUGUCUUCCACAAGAAGGCCAAGACUACCAAGAAGAUUGUGCUGAAGUUCGAGUGCACCAAGUGCAAGGCGAAGCGCAUGAAGCCCAUCAAGCGCACCAAGCACUUUGAGCUCGGCACAGACUCAAAGAAAGGCAAGAACGAGUACGGCAGCAAGUACCGCUGAGCGGACAUUGGCCUGGCGCAGCUACGGAGAAACGUGUUUGGCC